Messenger RNA from Myzus persicae (green peach aphid), 1152 nucleotides. Its product is annotated as SCAN domain-containing protein 3-like. NCBI's taxonomy places the organism in Eukaryota, Metazoa, Arthropoda, Insecta, Hemiptera, Aphididae. Bases 1 to 1152 code for a protein of 383 amino acids. The record is from RefSeq and is a predicted model, not a curated record. The transcript has 2 exons.
AUGAAAUGUUCUGAAGAAUCAACGAGUCGAAACUUUCAAGAAUGGUGGACAUUCAAAUAUGGUAUGAUAUUCAAAAAUAAUAAAGCGUUAUGUGUACUGUGUUCAGAAAGUGUUGUAUGUCGGACUUCAUCUGUCAAACGUCAUUUUGAAACUAUUCAUAAAACACUAUUAACAAAAUCUGCCGAUGAACUAAAAUGUUUUAUUUCACGUGCACUAUCAAAUAAAGAUGCACAGAGUGAUAAAUUAAUUAAAUUUGUUAAAAAAUCUGAUAAUUUAGUGUCUGCCAGUUUUGAUGUUGCAAAGUCUAUCGCUAUUCGGGGAAAACCGUUUAGUGAUGGAGAUUUUAUUAAAAUGUCUUGGUUAGAUUGCGCUGAUAACCUUUUUCAAGACUUUGAUAAUAAAGAUGCAAUUAUACAACGUAUUAAAGACUUGUCAAUCAGUAGAAAUACUAUUAAAGAGAGAAUACUAAGUAUGAAUUCUAAUAUUGAAAAUCAAUUAAUACACGAUUUAAAUCAAAGUUCAUUUUUUUCUAUUUGCAUCGAUGAGAGUACAGAUAUAACAUCGUCUGCGCGUCUUUCAAUAAUUUCUCGUUUCUGUAUUAACGAUGAAGUUCGUGAAGAACUUAUAAAAUUAGCAUCUAUACCAGCUAAAACUACUGGUGAAAAUAUAUGUGAAGUUGUUGUAAAUGUCCUUGAAGAUAUUGGAUUAAAUUUAUCUAAAAUUAUAUCAGUAACUACCGAUGGCGCCCCUUGUAUGAUUGGAAAAGACCGUGGUUUUGUUAACCUUUUUUCAAAGAAAAUUGGACAUCCUUUAAUUGGUUUUCAUUGUAUAAUUCAUCAGGAAGCGCUGUGUGCUAAGGAUGGACUAUUGCAGUAUGAAAAUAUUUUAAAGCUUGUAACAAAAAUUGUAAACUUUAUAAACGCCCGAGCAUUAAAUAAAAGGCAAUUCAGUUUAUUAUUAGAAGAAGUAAAUUCUAUUCAUAAAGGACUCGUGAUGUACAAUAAUGUUCGUUGGCUUAGUAGAGGCAACCUUUUAGAACGAUUUGUAGAAUGUUUACACGAAAUUCGUUUAUUUUUGAGUGAAAACCAAAAAAAUUAUACUGAAUUAACAGAUAUAAAUUGGUACCGGAAAAAAUUUAGAGUUCAUGUUUAG